This is a messenger RNA of Quercus lobata, 741 nucleotides long. RefSeq names its product serine/threonine-protein phosphatase 7 long form homolog. The transcript has 4 exons. Lineage: Eukaryota; Viridiplantae; Streptophyta; Magnoliopsida; Fagales; Fagaceae. The record is from RefSeq and is a predicted model, not a curated record. The coding region runs from base 1 to 741 and encodes 246 amino acids. Gene Ontology annotation, biological process: meristem development; meristem maintenance.
AUGUCAGACAAUCGGGUGAUAGACAUUAUCAAGUUGGUGGGGCUAGAAGGAUUGUUUAGGGCCCCGUCCAGAGAGAUAGAUCAUGGCCUAAUAUCGGCCCUAGUUGUGCGAUGGCGGCCAGAAACUCAUACGUUCCAUCUUUCACAUGGUGAGAUGUCAAUCAUCCUACAAGAUGUAGAGGUCAUUUUGGGACUUCUUAUAGAUGGUGAGGUCUUGGUUGGGCCAACUGGUGGGGGGGAUUGGAGCACUCUGUGCGAGGAGUUGCUUGGUUUUGCAGUUUCGGCGAAUGACAAAAAAACUUUGGUGGGGCAAAGAAUUCUCAUCAACCGCCUUGUUGAGCACAUUGCAAAGCCAUUGCCUCAUGAUGCAAUGGAGAUUCAGAUACAUCAGUAUGCCCAGUGCUAUAUUUUAGCACUACUAGGGGAUAAGAUUUUCAUGGACAAGUCGGGAGAUGGUGUGCAUCUGAUAUUCUUGGAGUUCCUUGGAACCUUUGUGAUCCGCCAUAGUAUAGUUGGGUAUUGGGCAUGGGCAAGGUUGCCAUUCUUGUGCCCGAAGAUAGAGCCCCCACCUGGAUGUGAUUAUGGUCCAUGGCCAAAAGCUCCACUUGCAUUUAAUGCCUUAGCUCAGGAUUAUAGUGAUGGGAGGGAGUUUCUGAAGUCAUUGCUUUUCAUAUCUGAUACAAAGGAAUCUCCUAAGAUAAUCAAGAUGGUAAUUCUUAAAAGAGGAUUUGAUCGAACUUAG